GUGUGUUAUUAGGCUAUUUGUUUCUUUGGAGGGUUUGACCGAACUUGCCAAUACAGUUGGGAAAGAGUCUCAAUAUCAGAAAUUAUUGAAGUAACACACUUUUGCCAGGUUAGAUAAAACAUGUCUUUAUGUUUCAAAAGUGGCUCGCAUAUCUUUAUUGUUAUAUAAGUGACCAAAUAUACCCAUCCAAUAUGAAAAUAAAAUAGUGAAUGAUUUCAUUCCAAUUAUCUGGUGAAAUCAGAAAUUUUACUUGUUUAUUCUCUUUUGAUGAAUGAUUGAACUUCCAACAAACACAUCCAAUAAAAAAAUAAAAUGCACCUAUAGCACCUAACAUGGGGUUACUUCAGCAUGAAAGUAAGUAAAUUAAUUAACAAAUGUCAAACUCCUGGAAUUAUAUAAUUGCCUUGUAAUGCUUCAUACAAUGUGCUCAUUCUUCAAAGGAAGAAGAAAAAUCUAUGGAGGAAAACAAGUUUCUAUCAAGUCUAGUAAUUCUAAUACUUCUGUUGUCAUGUGUAAAUGCAACCAUGUCAGGGCCUAAACGGCCUAAAACUCGCAAGCACUUCGUGCUAGUUCAUGGGGCUUGCCAUGGAGCCUGGUCUUGGUACAAAAUUAUGGCGUCAAUAAAAACUUCAGGGCAUAAUGUAACAGCUCUGGACUUGGGUGCUUCAGGGGUCAACCCGAAACAGGUCCUUGAAAUCCCACAUUUAUCAGAUUACUUUAGUCCGCUAAUGGAGUUCAUGGCUUCUCUUCCAGUAGAUGAAAAAGUUAUUCUUGUUGGACAUAGCCUUGGCGGAUUCGCCAUAUCUAAAGCCAUGGAAAGCUUUCCUGAAAAGAUUUCAGUUGCUAUAUUUGUCACUGCUCUAAUGCCCGGUCUAAUUCUUGAUGCAGCCACCGUCUUUAAUGAGUCAUCCAGUGGAGCAAUAUCUAAACUCGAUAAUCGUCUAACAUUCGAUAAUGGACUUGCCAAUCCUCCAACAACCUUCAUCUUUGGUCCGAAAUACUUGGCGAGUUAUCUUUAUCCACUGAGCCCAAUUCAGGACUGGGCACUGGCUACUACAUUAGUAAGGCCAAUUUAUUUUCACAGUUUGGAUGAAAUAUCAGAGGAGAUAGUUCUUUCAAACAAAAAUUAUGGAUCAGUUAGACGAGCGUACAUUGUGGCAGCUGAAGAUAAAAUUCUAAAGAAGGAAUUUCAACAGUUAAUGAUUGAAAAGAAUCCGCCUGAUCAAGUGGAAGAGAUUUUAGGAUCUGAUCACAUGCCCAUGAUGUCUAAGCCCCUUCAACUUUUUACUCUUCUUAUGCGUAUUGCCAAUAAAUGACAAACUAUCUUAAUAGCUUAAACUAGCUUGUAUUACAUAUUCAUGAAUAAUGCAUAGUUGAAAUAAAAAUUAGAUUACCCUUUGUGUAGA
Solanum pennellii is the source of this 1406-nucleotide messenger RNA. RefSeq names its product methylesterase 3-like. The record is from RefSeq and is a predicted model, not a curated record. Lineage: Eukaryota; Viridiplantae; Streptophyta; Magnoliopsida; Solanales; Solanaceae. Gene Ontology annotation, biological process: salicylic acid metabolic process; jasmonic acid metabolic process. Gene Ontology annotation, molecular function: methyl indole-3-acetate esterase activity; methyl jasmonate esterase activity; methyl salicylate esterase activity. The transcript has 3 exons. Bases 456 to 1316 code for a protein of 286 amino acids.